AGCGGGGCAAAAUUCAAGCUCAAAAAAAAAGUUAAAAUAAAAAAAAUAAAAUAAAUAAAAUUCUGAAAUGUCGGCGGAACUCGUUGAACCCUCCCUAGCGGCGGAAGGAUCCCCCGUGAAGAAGCAAGAGAUUGACCCUAAAUCUCGAGGAUCCGAGUCCCAGUCGAUGUCCGUAAAAUUUUCCAAACUGAGCACAUCGAUGGACUCCUCUUCCCAUUUGGAGGAAUCGGUUCUGAUGAUUCUCAGUUCGGAGGAUGCUGACCUGGAACAACGGUCAACUAAGCUCGAGUGUGAACAUGGAGUUGUGGUGAAGAGCGAGGAGCCCGAUUCGGUUCCAUUCGUAGACUCGGAGCCACCAUUCAAGAAGAACAGACGCGUACAAGUCCCGUCGUCUGAUAUCACCAAAGGCAUAACGAGUAUUGAGCCAUCACCGAAAAAGAGGCCCAGGAAAAAGCUGCGCGAUCCUGCGCCACAAAAGAUUGGAGUCUUGGUGGGAGUUCCAUGCCGACGUAAAUCAUCCAUAAGCAAUAGCCCCGAAGUACAGCAACCGGAACUCCUGAAGCACUUUUCAUUGAUUUUUCUGUUUUAUCGGUUGAAGAAUCCAAUUAAAUGGGACACAACCACAUUCAAAGAGAUUCAAACGCUUGCAAACUCGAUAGAUACCUCUAUGGUCACUACAAAGCUCUUCGUUCAAUACCAAGAUCGGGGCUAUCAUUUAAGGCUGACUAGUACCGUGGCUAAAGGGCGAAUCAACUCCAAAGAUGCCGCUCCACCCAACUUCAAAAAUGCGCUGAUCGAUCACGUGUCGAGGUACACCGGAUUGGUUCUGAAAUGUGAGGCGUCCUUCAUGAUGCUUUGGAGAGUUGCUGACGGUUACUAUCUGUACGAUCCGUGUUUGAACGAAGUUUCUCAACUGAUGUUCAUCAACAGUCUCGAACUGUUGAUACAGUUCAUACUGGACACGAAACAGUUGAACGAUCGGUCCAAGUUCUACAUGUCUAAAAUUUCGUGGCAUUCUGUUGAGGACGGAAUGAUUACGACGCUGAAGCGGAUGUCUCGAGUUGCGAAGAAAUUCAAAAUCCUCAAUCCCAAUGAAGCCUUACUAAUGGGUGAUCGAUUCUUCAAGAAGGCAGGAUACAAGCUGGAAUCACUGCGAGUGUCCCUGAAUGCGAUAUAUAUGAGUGCGAAAAUCGAGGCCAGAUCAUGGGAUGCUAGCGUACUGAAUGGACUGUUCGACGGUCAAAUGAACGAUAAGCAGAUCAACAAACUGGGCGUAUUUCUUUUGGAGGAGGGUCAAGAAGAGGAUUUUCUCUUGGAUGAAGUGAGACUGAUUCGAUUGGAUGUUGCCUUCAGUUACAUGGAACGCGAGCCUUUCGAGUUGCUGAUUAAUAGAUUCUUGGCCAUCCGUGUUGCCAUUAUCUUGCGGAUAGAGGAAUACUACUUUGCCAUCUGGAGUAGCAAUAGCAUUUUGUACUGGUUUUCUCCAUUCCGUUACGAUGCUUUAAAAUUGGACCCGGAAGAAUUGGACGAUAAGGCCAGUUUCUUGUUUGCAUUCAGCUCACUGGAUAGGCUCUCCACGAUACUAUUCGAAUACCUCACCGAAAUAGGAUUACUACCAUGGCACAAAAUCCACCUAUUCACAGUGGAUAGUGAAGCUUUCGGAAAAUCGCCUCGACUUCCUUUGGUGGAUAGCAAAGACUCGCUAACGCGCACCGAACUCGAGAUCAACAUUCGGGAGGCUUCGAAGGUGAAGGAAUACGUUCAGAUUGGGGAUUUGCCGCCGAUGACACUUUCCGAAGCCAAACUUUGUCGCAUCUUGUUGCGUGAUAUUAUGGGUGGUGCCGAAAAGCAUUAUGACGAAUAAAUUUAAACUUUAGCAGCA
Messenger RNA from Aedes albopictus (Asian tiger mosquito), 1882 nucleotides. RefSeq lists its product as uncharacterized. Lineage: Eukaryota; Metazoa; Arthropoda; Insecta; Diptera; Culicidae. The transcript is spliced from 3 exons. The record is from RefSeq and is a predicted model, not a curated record. The coding region runs from base 68 to 1864 and encodes 598 amino acids.